AUGAUGGGCUCCGUGCUCCCGGCUGAGGCCCUGGUGCUCAAGACCGGGCUGAAGGCGCCGGGGCUGGCGCUGGCCGAGGUCAUCACCUCCGACAUCCUGCACAGCUUCCUGUACGGCCGCUGGCGCAACGUGCUGGGCGAGCAGCUGUUCGAAGACAAGAGCCACCACGCCAGCCCCAAGACAGCCUUCACCGCCGAGGUCCUGGCGCAGUCCUUCUCCGGCGAGGUGCAGAAGCUGUCCAGCCUGGUGCUGCCGGCGGAGGUGAUCAUCGCACAGAGUUCCAUCCCAGGCGAGGGCCUCGGCAUCUUCUCCAAGACGUGGAUCAAAGCGGGCACCGAGAUGGGUCCCUUCACUGGCCGAGUCAUCGCCCCGGAGCACGUGGACAUCUGCAAGAACAACAACCUUAUGUGGGAGGUGUUUAAUGAGGAUGGCACGGUGCGCUACUUCAUUGAUGCCAGCCAGGAGGACCACCGAAGCUGGAUGACCUACAUCAAGUGUGCACGAAAUGAGCAGGAACAGAAUCUGGAGGUUGUCCAGAUUGGCACCAGCAUCUUCUAUAAGGCCAUUGAGAUGAUUCCUCCUGACCAGGAGCUGCUGGUGUGGUAUGGGAACUCACACAACACCUUCCUGGGGAUCCCUGGUGUGCCUGGGCUGGAGGAGGAGCAGAAAAAGAACAAGCAUGAGGACUUUCACCCGGCGGACUCGGCGGCGGGCACCGCGGGCCGCAUGCGCUGCGUCAUCUGCCACCGCGGCUUCAACUCGCGCAGCAACCUGCGCUCGCACAUGCGCAUCCACACGCUGGACAAGCCCUUCGUGUGCCGCUUCUGCAACCGCCGCUUCAGCCAGUCGUCCACGCUGCGCAACCACGUGCGCCUGCACACGGGCGAGCGCCCCUACAAGUGCCAGGUGUGCCAGAGCGCCUACUCGCAGCUGGCCGGCCUGCGCGCCCACCAGAAGAGCGCGCGCCACCGGCCGCCCAGCGCCGCGCUGCAGGCGCACUCGCCCGCGCUGCCCGCGCCGCACGCGCACGCGCCCGCGCUCGCCGCCGCCGCCGCCGCCGCCGCGGCGCACCACCUGCCGGCCAUGGUGCUGUGA
Messenger RNA from Canis lupus familiaris (dog), 1095 nucleotides. RefSeq names its product PR/SET domain 12 (gene PRDM12). Gene Ontology annotation, molecular function: histone methyltransferase binding. Bases 1 to 1095 code for a protein of 364 amino acids. Gene Ontology annotation, cellular component: nucleus. Lineage: Eukaryota; Metazoa; Chordata; Mammalia; Carnivora; Canidae. Gene Ontology annotation, biological process: neurogenesis. The record is from RefSeq and is a predicted model, not a curated record. The transcript is spliced from 5 exons.